AUUUCUCCCCCUACCCCAAUUCCCAACAAGUCCCUGUCAGGAGGAGCGGGUGCAAAUCCUGACCAGGGCAAAAGAAAACGGAUGAGACAAGACGACAAUGUCAGUAUCUGGGACCUGCCCAGACAAACAUCGCUAGGAUGGUCACCUUAUUUGGUGAUCUCCUCAGCAGAUGAAUCUCAAAAGAAAAUUACAUCCCUAAGCGUCUUUGCCAUUGGCAAAGCUUUUAGAGCCUGUGGCAUCCCCAAACCCAAGAAAGUCUCCCCCCAGGGGUCUGGCGACCUCUUGGUGGAGGUUGCCAAUGUGGCCGAUUCCGUACAAUUACGGAAAUGUACGUCGUUUGGUGGCAUCCCUGUAAGUGUUGAGCCUCACAGGAGUCUCAAUACUUCCAGGGGUGUUGUAAAGAGCCGUGACCUAGACGGCUGUACGGAGGAAGAAAUGGUACAAGAAAUAGAAGGUGUCACCCACGCUCGUCGUGUCAUAGUGCGACGAGAUGGGAAAGAGAUCCGCACCAACACAUGGAUACUGUCUUUCGACUGUCCAAGACCUCCAACCAAACUGACGAUAGAGUACUUGGAACUAGAGGUAAAACCCUACAUUCCUAACCCGAUGCGCUGUUUUAAUUGCCAGCGCUUCGGGCAUACAAAAUUAAGAUGCCGGCGAAAUGCUGUUUGCCCUCGCUGUGGCAAGGAGGGUCACACAGAGGAAUCCUGCACGUCAGUUCCUCGGUGCCCAAAUUGCCAGCAGGGAGGACAUCCAGCAUAUUCGAGGGAAUGUCCCAAGUACUCUCAAGAAAAGGCCAUCCUAACCCACCGAGCGAAGUUCGGAGGCACCUCUGCCCAGGCUAAGGCAGCCGUCUUCCCGAUGGGAUUGGAAUCAACACAGAAAACAACUUACGCAGACGCUGCCAAGGCAGGCCCCAGAAAUGCUGACAACGAAAAAGUAAAAUACCAAACCGUGAAGGCGCCACGUACGUCAAAUAAAAAUAAAAAACCCCAAAAGCGCCACGAUAGCCAGGAGGAGGACAUGGAGCUCUCCCUCCACACAUCCCCUCCAAAACCUCUCUCGACAUCUGCACCCCCAGGACCCUCACCAUCUCCACCUUCAUCAUCACAACCAUCCUCAUCCUCACCACCAUCUUCAUCCUCACAUACAUCAUCCUCAUCCACAUCCUCAUCCUCACCACGCUCAUCUUCAUCCCCACCGCCAACUACAUUUUCAUCUUCACCACCAUCAUCACCUCCAUCCCAUCAUCCUUCAUCCAAUAAAGCCCCUCCACCCACUCCCCGCACCCGCUCCCCCUCCUCUACCCGCAUCCAGGACUCCGGUCCUCCUCCCCCUCCACACUCUCCCUCAAAAAAAGGCUGCGGUCCACCGUGACCGCAGCAAAACAAAACAAAGACAAAGGUCACCAACGACCAAAAAAAAAAGUAUCGAACCCGUGCCUUCAAAAUAAAUUAAAAUGGCAGUUCUUCAGUGGAACAUUCGUGGUUUGCGUGCAAACCAGGCAGAACUCUCUUAUCUUUUGACUUCACACACCCCAAAUGUAAUCUGUCUACAAGAAACUAAAUUGCCAACACCCACAUUCACAUUAAAAAACUAUCAAACUUACAACCAAAUAUACACCGACAACCAAAAGGCCUCUGGGGGCAACUCCAUUUUAAUAAAUAACCAAACUCUACACAGACAAAUACAACUAAACACAACACUUCAAGCAGUUGCGGUCAGGGUCACCCUACACCGUCCUAUAACUAUCUGUUCAAUAUACAUCCCCCCAAAUUAUCCUCUAUCUUUAAGAGAACUAAUAAACCUCAGAGACCAGCUCCCACAACCCUUCAUCAUGUUGGGAGAUUUUAAUGCCCAUAGCCCUCUUUGGGGAAAUGAACCAACUGAUACUAAAGGUAAAAUCAUAGAAGAUUUCUUAAUAAAAACCAGUACUAGUAUUUUUAACGACAAUUCCCCAACAUUUCAAAAUUCAAAUAACCUAAACGUUUCAUCCAUAGAUUUAACCCUUUGUGAUCCUGACCUAAUUCCAGACUUUCAGUGGUCGGUCCUGGACGACCCACACGGAUCGGACCACUUCCCCAUCACCCUAAUUCCAGACAUUCCACACCGAACUCCUAUCCCAGACCGUUUCAAUCUUAAAAGAGCGGACUGGGAUGGGUUUCACGUGGAAUGUCUGGAGAAACGCAAUCCAUCUCAAACACAAACACAAACUUUUGAACGAUUUCAUGAAACCCUUCUCGAGAUCGUUCAAAAACACAUACCAAAAUUAUCCACCAAAACCCGAAGAAAUAAAUGUUGGUUCACUGAAGACUGCCAAAAAGCUGUUGCGGCCAAAAAAUCAGCUCUCAGGAAGUUCGUCAACUCUAAAACUAACGAAGACCUCAUUAAUUUCAAAAUUGCGCGAGCCCAAGCACGCAGAAAAAUCAGAACAGCCAAGAAAACAUCUUUUCGAGAUUAUGUCUCAAAAAUCAACAACAACACACCAAUGCACAAAGUCUGGAAGAUGAUAAAGAAAUUAAAAGGUACUAAAAAAGACACAAUUAAACACAUCCUUAAACCGAAUAACUCCUACGUAGAAACCGAAAAAACAGUUGCUGACUGUAUAGCAUCAACUCUCUCCGGAAAUUCCUCUACCCACAAUUACAACCCUGAAUUAAAAAAAGUAAAAAUGUCUUCUGAAAAGACAACUGUUGAUUUUACCUCUUCAAAUGAAGAACACUAUAAUUGCAGCUUUUCUCUUAACGAAUUAAAAUGUAAUAUUGCAGAACUAUCAAACACAGCUCCAGGCCCUGAUCAAAUACACAACGAAAUCAUCAAACGUCUUCCAGACGAAACACUCCUAUUACUCCUUGAUAUUUACAAUGAACUCUGGCAUUCUCAACAAUUUCCGAACAGUUGGCGUCUUGCCACUGUUAUACCAAUCCCAAAACCAGGAAAAGAUCACUCUAACCCUUCAAACUACCGUCCCAUAGCCCUUACAAACUGUUUCUGUAAACUUA
Messenger RNA from Aplysia californica (California sea hare), 3002 nucleotides. RefSeq lists its product as uncharacterized. The record is from RefSeq and is a predicted model, not a curated record. Gene Ontology annotation, molecular function: nucleic acid binding; zinc ion binding. Lineage: Eukaryota; Metazoa; Mollusca; Gastropoda; Aplysiida; Aplysiidae.